AUGCACAUCCUUGUCGUCAACGACGACGGGCCCCCUUCGUCUCAAUCCUCGCCCUACAUACAUUCCCUUGUCCACGCUCUCCAGUCCUCUGGUCAUGUAGUGUCUGUCGUCCUACCGCAUAGGCAGAGAUCAUGGAUCGGCAAGGCUCACCUUGUUGGAGCUACUGUCAAACCGACAUACUUUCACCCUGGGACCCUUUUCCACGACGACGGCACAAUACACCCGCUGCCGCGCAGUGCAGAAGGAGAAGACAGCCAGGGUGACGAGUGGGUUCUCAUUGACUCAACACCCGCAAGCUGUGUUCAAAUUGGGCUAUUUCACUUCUUUCAAGACCGUGGACCUGUGGAUUUAGUGAUUUCCGGGCCAAACUAUGGAAGGAAUUCCACUGCAGUCUUCUCUCUUUCCAGUGGUACCGUCGGCGGAGCGAUGGAGGCCGCAGUUUGUGGAUACAAAGCAAUUGCACUAUCAUUUGCUUUCAGCUCACGCGACCAUGACCCAGUCAUUAUAUCGGAAGCUGCGAAUCAUUCGGUUCGGUUGAUAGAGCAUCUUCACAAGAAGUGGACCAACGGAGUUGACCUUUACAGCAUCAAUGUUCCCCUGGAACAAGGUGUUAGCACCUCAAAGAUUCUGUAUACGAAUAUCUUAGACAAUCGUUGGUCAGGAAGCUGUUUCGAAGCAAUUGAUGCUGAGCUGAGUAGUGAGGAUCCUGGUCUACAGGAAUAUCUGCUUAGACAAAAUGAGGAAGGGAGCAACUCAAAUGGAGAUCCUUCUGGCUCUUCCUCCACUAGGCUCCAACACAAACACUUCAAAUGGGCUCCAAAAUUUGGCGAUGUCUUCAAGAGUGAGCAGGUCAGCCCCCCUGGGAAGGACGGCUGGGCUGUCAGGUCUGGGUUUACGAGCGUUACCCCGUUAAAGGCAAAUUUCAUGCACUGGCCAGGCUGUUCCGGUGAAAUAACGCUGUUGGAUGAGACCCCAAUAUUUUAUGCCUUGGUGGAUUGUCAAGACGCCUAUGUACAGCCCCUGGUGAUGAAGGCUAUACAGAAUCAGUUCAAAAACAUCCCUUAUAGAAUGAUAUCUUCCAUGCUCGAGCUACCUGACCCUGAUAGUCCGGUUUUGCAGUACAGGGUGUAUGAGAAGUCCGACUUUGAGCAUGUUCAUUCGCAUCCGUCAACUUCAUUGGUAAACUCUUACAUCAUUCGAAAGGCGUUGAUUCGCAAACACUUCCUUUCCAAUACCAUUGCCAAUUGGAUAACAAAAUACCCCGACAGUGUGCUUCGGCAGCAUUUUAAACCUACAAUAGACUUUGAAUUAGACUAUGCGGAGUUUCUCGAUGAGGCCUUGCUUGAAGCUUACGAGUUACGUGAGAGCCUAGAGGCCAAUGAAGGAAAGGAAGAGUGCGAAAAGGAGUGGUGGAUAUUAAAACCUAGCAUGAGUGAUCGUGCACAAGGAAUUCGUUUAUUCAACAGUGAAUCGUCUCUUCAGAAUAUAUUUGAAGAAUGGGAACCCGAAGACACAGAUUCAGAGGGAAGCAUCAGAGAGGAACCUGACGGGGACCCGGACGACAAAACAGACACCGGGGUGGUUACCUCUCAACUACGACAUUUUGUUGCACAGCCCUAUAUCCUUCGCCCCCUCCUACUACCUUCUACCUCAAAUCGAAAGUUCCAUAUUCGGGUUUAUGUUUUGGCUGUCGGGGCCUUGAAAGUCUAUGUAUAUCGAGAGAUGCUUGCUCUCUUUGCGGACAAAUCAUAUAUUCUUCCAUGGGAGAAGAGUAAAGCAGAAGAAGAUGAGGUCAGCUACCUCAGUCGUCACCUUACGAAUACCUGCCUUCAAUCUGAUACUACUGGCCAAGGCGUAGCUCCCGAGAAUGUCCAGCGCUUCUGGAAACUGGACGACAAGGAUGCUUCGAUGGAAGCCGGAUGGAAAGAUCGCGUAUAUGACCAGAUUUGCGCGGUCACGAGUGAAGUGUUUGAGGCGGCUGCUCGGGGUAUGAUGGUUCAUUUCCAGCCGCUACCAAACGCAUUUGAGGUAUUUGGUGUCGACUACCUAGUCGAUGAAACAGGCCGCGCGUGGCUACUCGAACUAAACGCCUUUCCCGACUUUCGGCAGACGGGAGAUGAACUGAAAGGGGAGGUUAUCGGGAAGCUGUUUGACGAGGUAGUCAAGAUCGCAGUAAAGCCUUUUCUCUUCCCUGUGGAUGAGAAAGGCAAUACAGCAGACGAGCAGGCAGAGUCUCGAUUCCGAUUGGUGGCCAACCUCAACCUGGGAAUCAAAUGA
Molecule: messenger RNA, 2277 nt
Organism: Nannizzia gypsea CBS 118893
Lineage: Eukaryota; Fungi; Ascomycota; Eurotiomycetes; Onygenales; Arthrodermataceae
Product: TTL domain-containing protein
Exons: 4
Coding region: 1-2277 (758 amino acids)
Biological process (GO): protein modification process
Cellular component (GO): P-body
Molecular function (GO): hydrolase activity
Source: RefSeq, a predicted model, not a curated record